AUGACAGAAAAGAAAUGGUGCAAGUGGUAUAAACACAUGGCACAGAGUGAGAGAGACAUGGUGCAAAACCAAUAUGCUACUUGUAGUACCGGUGUUUGUUUUAAUGGCGGUACGUGUACCGGAGGCUACUCGCAAUCUUGCCAAUGUGCGACAGGAUUCCAGGGACCAAGAUGCCAGUACGAUACCAAUGAAUGUCUGUUUAACAAUGGCGGAUGUCAGGGGUCAUGUUGUAACACGAUUGGAAGCUUCUAUUGCAAAUGUACAGCUGGUCAGGAGCUAUCGUCAGAUGGUAAAUCAUGCAUUGACAUUGACGAAUGCAAGAUCAACAAUGGCGGUUGCUCUGAUACAUGUACAAACACGUUCGGAGGCUACCAGUGCGAGUGUCCAGAUGGACAAAAACUACACGCUGAUGGCCGUACAUGUGUCCCUGAAGAUGGUUGUCUGAUUGAUAACGGCGGUUGCGAGCAUCAGUGUAUUAGUCAUGAAUUUGGCGCGUACAGGUGCCAGUGUUUCUCAGGAUACCGUCUUGCACUUGGCGGCAAGAGAUGUGAAAUUGCGAACCCCUGUCGUAUCAACAAUGGUGGAUGUGCUCACACCUGUCUGAACUUUGAAGGAUUAGCUCACUGCAGUUGCAACACUGGAUAUGAACUCAAUGAAGACUUGCAUUCCUGUACAGAUAUUGAUGAAUGUGCAAGUAAAAUUGACGAGUGUGCUCAGACGUGUAUUAACACAGAGGGUUCAUACCGCUGUGCUUGCAAACCAAACUUUGAACUGGAGGACAAUGGAUUUAAGUGUUACAGAAUAGUUGUUGAUGUCGUUACACCGUGCAAUUUAGAGGGUGGAUGCGAUCCAUGUUUACAAAAUAACGGUGGUUGCGAACAUGAGUGUCGAGCAGUGGGUGAUACCAUUCAGUGUGCCUGUUACAAGGGCUACGUUUUAGCAGGCAACUCGGGUGCCUGCGAAGGUUCGAUUACUUGUUUCUGUUGUGUUUUGUUUUUACUCAUGCUUCUAAACUGUCAUUUUCCAUAUUUAUCCAACACUUUCCUUUCAUAGCAGAUAUUUUGUUUUGCAUAUUUCUCCUGCUUUUCUCUUGUUUCCUGUUCAAUAUUUUUAGCAUCAUCUUCCCUCUUCGUUUGAACCUUGCAUUUCCCGAUUUGUUUGAAUCCUUGCUUUUUUGAACAUUUGAUAGAAUGUAUAUAAUAUAUAUCGUAUAUAUAUUUAUGCUUUGCAGUAGCAAUCAGAGAAUGAAUUCAAGUUUCUAAACAGCUAACCCAAGCAGCGAAUCUGGCCCUGACUUCAUUUCCAUAGCGACAACUUGUUAAUUACAAAUGUAUUACAUAUACCAUAUUUUUCCCUUACUGCUAGCUUUUAUAAAUAUUAUAUAUUCUUCCGAUGUGCUGACAAACAUAUAGAAAGUUUUUCAUUUAUUAUAUAAGCUUCACACAGUUUUACACAUGCUCAAUGAAGGAUGAAGUGGAAAUGAAGACAUAUAAAUGAAUAAGUUGAUAAUAUAAAGAUGGCUGUAGUUAUGACGGCUAUGGUCACGAUAGCUGUGUUGAUUCAGUAAGGGGGUUGAGAAAUUUGUAAACUGACCCCAACCUGGAUUGACUCGCAUGCCUGCUUGAAAUUGCUCUCAAUUUUGACUCUCGGGGCUGACCUGGGUUGAUCCUGUAAAGUUCAACAACUUGUUAGAAUCUAUGAAAAAUGUGGACGAUAUUUAAUCAAAAUUUUGAGCCAUAUGAUGUGUGUUUAUAUGUCUCAAACUGUGAGAUAGUCAUUGUGUGCAUGAAACUUCAAGUUUAGCUUAAUCAUUUUAUUUUAUAUAUAUAAAAUAUGUUUAUGUACAUCAAUAGAAAAAUAGACAGAGGUCAUAGUCUGAAUUCCUCUUUAGAACACCACAAU
Molecule: messenger RNA, 1902 nt
Organism: Anneissia japonica
Lineage: Eukaryota; Metazoa; Echinodermata; Crinoidea; Comatulida; Comatulidae
Product: multiple epidermal growth factor-like domains protein 6
Exons: 8
Coding region: 1-1053 (350 amino acids)
Molecular function (GO): calcium ion binding
Source: RefSeq, a predicted model, not a curated record